Molecule: messenger RNA, 5487 nt
Organism: Ictalurus furcatus (blue catfish)
Lineage: Eukaryota; Metazoa; Chordata; Actinopteri; Siluriformes; Ictaluridae
Product: guanine nucleotide-binding protein subunit alpha-11-like
Exons: 7
Coding region: 159-1226 (355 amino acids)
Biological process (GO): action potential; adenylate cyclase-modulating G protein-coupled receptor signaling pathway; phospholipase C-activating dopamine receptor signaling pathway
Cellular component (GO): heterotrimeric G-protein complex
Molecular function (GO): guanyl nucleotide binding; G protein-coupled receptor binding; G-protein beta/gamma-subunit complex binding
Source: RefSeq, a predicted model, not a curated record
GAGACGUGAGAAAGGAAUGAAUAAGAACGACAACUAUUCAUGUAGGUGUUGUCUUUUAACACGCCCCAUGCACACCAUGAGGAGGGACGUCGCUCGUUUAAUAACCAGUUUGUGGUGUAACCUGUGUGGCAGAUACUUCAUUCAGAACUUCGGUUGGCAUGAUGGGUAAUUGUUGUAUGUCGAGUGCGGAGCAAGAAGCUCAAAGAAUCCACCAGGACAUCGAGAGACAGCUCAGAAUGUCCAGAAAAGAAACGCAGCACCAGGUGAAGCUGUUACUUUUAGGUGCAGGCGAGAGCGGAAAAAGCACCUUCAUCAAGCAGAUGAGGAUCAUCCAUGGAAAAGGCUACUCGGAGGAUGACAGGAGGACCUAUACCAGGUCCAUCUUCCAGAAUAUAUUCGUUGCAGUGCAAGCCAUGCUCGAAGCCAUGCAGAUGCUUCAGAUCCCGUUCACAACUGACAGAAAUAGAGGUUAUGCUGCGAUGCUGCUUAAUGUGAAUCCAGAAGAAAUGAGCACUAUAGAUAAGCGCUAUGCUGAUGCUAUAAGCAGCAUGUGGCGAGAUCCCAGCAUGCAGGAGUGCUACGAGCGGAGGAGAGAGUACCAGCUCUCUGAUUCGGCCAAAUACUACCUGGAUGAUCUGGAGCGAAUAUCAGGUCCCCUUUACGUGCCCACUGAGCAGGAUAUUCUCCGAGUACGAGUUCGCACCACUGGAGUCAUCGAGUACCCCUUUACCAUUAGCUCUGUUGUAUUCAGGAUGGUUGAUGUCGGGGGUCAGCGUGCAGAGAGGAGGAAAUGGAUCCAUUGUUUUGAAGACGUGACUUCUAUCAUUUUCCUGGUGGCACUGAACGAGUAUGACCAGGUCCUGUAUGAGAAUGCUGAUGAGAAUCGUAUGGAAGAGAGUAAAUCACUCUUUAAGACCAUCCUCAACUACGCAUUUUUCCAAAGGACCUCCUUCAUCAUCUUUUUCAACAAGACAGAUCUCCUUCAAGAGAAAAUCUCCAAGUCCGACCUCGCAGACUACUAUCCUGAAUACGACGGCCCCAAGAACGAUGCAAACGAAGCGAUGAAGUUCAUCCGCAAUAUGUUUGAAGCUCAGAACUCCGAGGCAUGCAAGCGCCUGUACUCGCAUUUCACUUGUGCGACAGACACAGAAAAUAUCCGCUUAAUCUUUUCAGCUGUGAAAGACACCAUCAUGAGGGUCCAUUUAGAGGACUUCGGCCUGAAUUAGAACAUCUGCAGCUCUGACUUUUAUUUUGAUAUUAGAAUUAUUUAUUUACUACAGUUAUUUAGAUGUCACAUUCCUUACAGAAGAAUCACGAGUCACUUUACAUAUGUGCUUUUUCUACUUCGCAUAUUGUUUCACAAAUUUUUGACGUUUUUAUUUUUUUUUCCAGAUGUGAUUUGUUUUGCAUGAUUUUGGUUUGACAUUUAUGUAUGUAAAUUUUUCAUGUGUUCACAUAUUCGUGUUCACAUGAGCAGUUUCAAGGCAUAACAUGGUGAACUGCAUCUUCACAUCAACAUAUGAUCACAUGAAAUGGAUCUGAAUUUUCUGUAAGGGUUGUGAUUGAUUUUUUUUAAUUUAUUUUAUUUUUUUUUAUUUAGGACAGAUGUGCUUUGUUUUGUAUGUUGAAUGUUUCUGUAACUCUACGGUGUAAUACUGCCAAUAUUGCUGUUAAAAGGUUCCUUUAUUUUUGUACAAAAACACAUUUUCCCAUUUAGAAGUUGGAACUUUUUAACAUUCAAACCCUUAAGGAACUGCUUUUAUUUUCUCUAAAAGUCUAGGUGUGUAGCUAGCCCAAAUAACCUUCCAUUUAUAGUGUAUCCUAUCUGAUGUUUCCAAAGGAGAGAUAUUUAAACAUACGCAUUCUUCAGAAACACCAUUAAAUCCAAUAAUGCAACUAAAUGGCAUAUUAACAUUUUGGGAUUCAGCAAUAACCAUGAACGUGUUCUGUGUUGUAGUUUAGAAUAUGUCCAUUAGAUGGCAGCACUGUAUUUGGGUCGGUCUACUAGUAAUCAAGUCAUCCUAGAUUGAUUCACUGAGUCAGAUCAUUUGACUCAGCUCAGAAUAAGACUCGACUCUUUCGGCUACCAAACGACUCAAUGUUUUUUUUUUGGUUUGUUUUUUUUUGUUUGUUUUUUUAUGUUUGGCUGUUUGCAAUAUGAAAGAUGAUUAGCCUUCUUAGGAGCACGGUGGCUUAGUGGUUAUCAUGUUCACUUCGCACCUCCUGGGUUAGGGGUUUGAAUCCCGCCUCCGCCCUGUGUGUGUAGAGUUUGCAUGUUCUCCCUGUGCCUUGUGGGUUUCCUCCGGGUACUCCAGUUUCCUCCCCCAUUCCAAAGACGUGUUAUAGGCUCCUAAUUGUCUUUAGUAUGAGAAUGUGUGUGCCAUUGUGCCCUGCGAUGGGUUGGCACUGCCCUGCCUUGUUCCCAGAGUUCCCUGGUAUGGGCUCAAGGUGACCCUGUGUAGGAUAAGCAGUAUGGAAAAUGGAUGUAUGGAUGGAUGAUUAUCCUUCUUUGCCUAACAUGAGUAAAAUUAUUUUAGGAAAUCUUGCUCUAGUUUGUAAUUAACAGAAAAACAUUACAUCACAUAUAUUAAAAUAACUGAUAAUCAGGGAAAACAAUACAAACAUGCAUUGGCAAAUACAGUAACUAUCCCUGCCUGAAUGUCUCUGAAGCUUAUUUCAAUAACUUUUACUAGUACAGUAACAUCAUUGCCUCCAUUAAAAAAAAAAUGGCUCGGCUCAUUGAGUCGACUCUUUUAGAUGAACGUUGAGAGCUGAUUCAAAUGUGCGAUCUAACAAUUGAACAAUUAUUAAAUAUGUUUUAUAAAAUCCAUUGUAAAGCAAUGUUCUUGGGUUAAUUAGAAGGUAAAGUAAGAUGAACCAAUUUCAGCCCUAGUUAUGCGAAGAAGGUUAAUUACCGGUCAUAAUACCGCACACUGGCAAUGAACUGUUUGGGAGCUGAAAGAGUCGGCUCUACCUGGUGAGCCCCAGACAAAUGAUUAGUCUCACCCAAACGAGCUGGAUUUCCCAUUCCAAGUCGCCACAUGGAAAUGGAAAUAUUAGGCGCCUCAUGUGUCCAACUGAUCACUUAUCAACUCUCCAUAUUCACUUUAAAGAGCCGAGUCAAAGAGCCGACUCGUUCACAUCAUCAGUAGCACCUAAUCCACCUCCUUUAUUGAUGCACUGUUCUGUUAAAAGUGGCUUAGUGUUUAAGCUGUUGAUAGAAAUGACAGAACAUGAGAGUAGACUUAAACACUACUGAACGGGUUUAGAGAUCUUAGUAAUUAUUUAGAAGGUUUAGCAUAUUGCGUUUGUAUGAGCGUUGUAUUCUCGAGUUGUUUGCUAGUAAGGUAGCUAGCUAUUUAGUUGAAAAAGUGGCCCAACCAUGUAUUUUACCUCUGAAAAACUGGUAUAGUUAUACUAUCUACACUAAACUCUGAUCUGUAAAGUACUGUUAUAUUACUCAUUGUCCUGAACCACUGCUGUGAUCAAAGAAUUUGGGAUCUGCCAACCUUAGGUUUAGAGCACACUAGUCUGAUAGAAUCCAACAAAUGAUUUGAUAUUAAACAUGUAUUUUUUUUUUUUUAGACAGACAGAUAUACAUCUUGGCUUUUUAAAAAUUUUUUUAUAUAAAAUGUGUUAUUCUGUCCGAAAUGGAACGCUGCUUUAGGUUUUAAACCGACUCCGUCUUAGUAAAUUGUAAAUGCUGCAUAUUUUAACAUGUAUUGCACACUUGUAAGCAUUUUCACUGACUCCUUGGAAUUUAUAAGGCUGCUCGAAGGUUCCACCUCAGUCAUAGAUUAUUUAUCAUUAAGUAUAAAUGUUAUAAAUAUAAUGGAAUUUUUUUUUUUUUGUUUAAUGCAAAAGAGAAAAGAUGUAUCUGCUUUGUCCUAGAGAAGACGAAGCUUCUUGUAUGAUAUUCUCUGGGAAGUUAAGACAGAAGAAAAAAGUCACUGCACACCAACACCAAAACCUCAACUCAUUUGUGAAGCAUGGUGGAGGGUGCAUCAUGGUCUGCAGCUGCUUUGCUUUUGAGAGUCAAAACCUUAUGGCUCAAUAUUUUAAGAUCACAUAAUUCAAAUUAUAACGAUAAAAAAAACCCCCUUAUAAUUCCAAGGUCCUGCUAGGUCUUAAAGCAGCUGUCUAUACCAAAAAGUUUUGUUGUAUACUUAAAAUAUUUUUAAAAUAUUUUUGUCUUGUUUCCCCUCAGUUAAUAUUAUAUUGUGAUUGAAUUUGCUCAUAUUUCUAGUGUAUCUCGUGAUUUUUAUGUCGAGAAAUGACCAAAUUUCUGACAUGAUUAGUCCUUUUGUGUGUCGUGGUUGUUGUUAUUUUAUUUUUUUUGUCCAUUUCACUUUCCAGUUUGAAAGAAGAAACAAUAUCUGCUCUAUUGCUUGUACUGUAUUCCUUCAUUUCUAAGCUCUGCUUCUGAUCCGCUGUUCACUCGUUGUUACCGCACUGCCAUAGUGAUGACCUUUGGAGCAGAAAGCUGCAGUAAGAGCGAUUAAGUACAACCUGAUCGUCCAAGAUGGGCCUGGGAUUCGAAGCGAAGGUGUGCUAAGAUAAACACAGCAAAUUUCCAGUUUAAAGGGACAGUCAGUGACUUUGGUGGGCGCAAGCCGAAGUGCUGUUUUGACGCACAAAAUACAAACAAAUACAAUCCCUCUUUUCAGCCUGAAUGAGCCAGAGCUUUUUGAAUUCAUGGGCAAGUAGAAGAGACCACUCCAUGUCCUGAUUGGUUGGUGUUGAAUUUGAGGUCCCCAGCCUGACAUGCCUGCUGUGAGCACGUAUUUAUUUGAAACUGUUUGAAUGUGAGAAAAACAACAAAUAUUACAAUGUUCUUGAGGGUACAGCUAGCGAAUGAUUAAGAGAUAGCAGUGCUUCAAGGAUGAUGUCCUAUGGGAAGAUAGAUAGACAGAAUUUGAAGAGAAGACAGGAACGGCACAGUAACACCAAAAUCUCCUCAUCUGUGAAGCAUGGUGGAGGUAGCGUCCACCUGCAAAGUGGCUGCAUUAUGGACGAUUUUUGAGGAAAGUUUUUAAGUAUCAAGACAUUUUACAGGAACAUUUCAGGGUAGUGUUGUCAUCUAAAGCUUAAAGACGUUUGGUGAAUAAACAAGACAAUGACCCCAGCCAAAAAUCCCCCAAAAAACCCAGGACAAUCAACAACAGAAAAUUAGUAUUUUGGUACGGCCGAACCAUAGCUCAAAAUGAGAUGCUGUGUCAUGACAUGUAGAGGGCAGUUCAUGCAAGAAAGUCCAGAAAUAUCGGCAAACUGAAACAGUUUUGUAGGAAGAACUUUCUAAAAUUCCAAAAGUCCAAUCAGCUUCUAUAGGAAACAUUUGCUUACAAUAUGUGGAGGAUAUUGCUGCUCAAGGAUGUUUCAAUGCAAUGGUUCACAUCCUUCUUCUAGUCAUUACUGUUAAUGAUUAAUCUAUAUGGAAAAACUGAAUGUAUUGCCUGCUGUCAUAUCAAGUUCAGACCACAUGUUAAG